AUGGUCAGCUCCUAUUGUGGUUCCGUCUGCCCUGACCAGGGCUGUAGCCUGGAGACCUGCUGCUGCCCCAGCUGCUGCCGCCCCAGCUGCUGCCAGACCACCUGCUGCAGGACCACCUGCUGCCGCCCCAGCUGCUGUGUGUCCAGCUGCUGCAGACCCCAGUGCUGCCAGUCUGUGUGCUGCCAGCCCACCUGCUGCCGUCCUAGCUGCUGUCAGACCACCUGCUGCAGGACCACCUGCUGCCGCCCUAGCUGCUGUGUAUCCAGCUGUUGCAGACCCCAGUGCUGCCAGACCACCUGCUGCAGGACCACCUGCUGUCGCCCCAGCUGCUGUGUGUCCAGGUGCUGCAGGCCCCAGUGCUGCCAGUCUGUGUGCUGCCAGCCCACCUGCUGCCGUCCCAGCUGCUGCAUCUCUAGCUGCUGCUGCCCCUCUUGCUGUGAAUCCAGCUGCUGCUGCCCCUGCUGCUGCCGUCCCUGCUGCUGCCUGCGUCCAGUCUGUGGCCGAGUCUCCUGCCACACCACUUGCUAUCGCCCAACCUGUGUCAUUUCCACCUGCCCCCGUCCCUUGUGCUGUGCCUCCUCUUGCUGCUGA
Molecule: messenger RNA, 591 nt
Organism: Nomascus leucogenys (northern white-cheeked gibbon)
Lineage: Eukaryota; Metazoa; Chordata; Mammalia; Primates; Hylobatidae
Product: keratin-associated protein 4-6-like
Exons: 1
Coding region: 1-591 (196 amino acids)
Cellular component (GO): keratin filament
Source: RefSeq, a predicted model, not a curated record